Molecule: messenger RNA, 3993 nt
Organism: Pantherophis guttatus
Lineage: Eukaryota; Metazoa; Chordata; Lepidosauria; Squamata; Colubridae
Source: RefSeq, a predicted model, not a curated record
CGUCUGGUUGAUUGGAGAAAGGAGGACGCCCAUUGGUCGUUCUGAGGAAGGCAGCGAUUGGUAGGGUGACUCCGUGGGGCCGAUCCUCUGGACGAAGAAGUGAAGUAUUUGGAGAGAAAAUUAAAACGGGCAAAAGGGAGCUCCCUGAAUCGACGACAGAGUAGCGCGGAUGAUGCAGGAAGAUGGACGAUGGUGGCGGAUGCAGGAAAGAGGCGCCGCCCAGGAGGAGGAGGAGGAGAGCGGGCCCCGUGGAGCAGCCUUGCCCGGUCCCGGCGCGGCUUCCGUGGGAGAUGGCAGGGAAAGGCCGGGGGGCUCCGGGGACGCAGGAGGGAGGAGCCCAGGGGAAGCCCGGGAAAGGCGGCUGCCUAGAGGGCGAUGCAGGGAGGAGGAAACGGGCGGAGACGCCGAGAUGAGCCUGGAGGGCGGAGGCUCCUUCGGAAGACCCCCAAAGCCCCGAAGGAUCCAGAAGGGAGGAAGGAAACAUCAAUGCCCCGAAUGCGGAAAAUCCUUCAAAACAAUUGGCCAUCUUGAAAGUCAUUUAAGGAUCCACAUAGGAGAAAAACCUCAUAAAUGCUUUCAGUGUGGAAAGAGCUUCAGUCAGAGGGGACAUCUUUAUAAACAUCAAAGGAUCCAUUGGGUAGAAAAACCUCAUAAGUGCCUGGUGUGUGGAAAGAGCUUCAGUUGGAGGAGCAACCUUUAUACACAUCAAAGGAUCCACUGGGGAGAGAAACCACAUAAAUGUCUUGAUUGUGGAAAGAGCUUCAGUAGGAGAGGGACUCUGCACAGACAUGAAAGGAUCCAUUCAGGAGAGAAACCGUAUCAGUGCUGGGAGUGUGGAAAGAGCUUCAAUCAGAGAGGAAAUCUUUACAUGCAUCAAACAAUCCAUUCAGGAGAAAAACCACAUAAAUGUCUGGAGUGUGGAAAGAGCUUCAGUAGGAGAGAAACUCUGUAUGAACAUCAAACAAUUCACACAGGAGAAAAACCACAUAAAUGCCUGGAGUGUGGAAAGAGUUUCACUCGGAGAGGAAAUCUUUACCUGCAUCAAAAAAUCCACUGGGGAGAGAAACCGUAUCAAUGCCUAGAGUGUGGAAAGAGUUUCAGUCAGAAUGGACAACUUUCCCAGCAUCAAACAAUCCAUUCAGGAGAAAAACCACAUAAAUGUCUUGAUUGUGGAAAGAGCUUCAAUUGGAGAGGAAGUCUGCACAGACAUGAAAGGAUCCACUCAGGAGAGAAACCGUAUCAGUGCUGGGAGUGUGGAAAGAGCUUCAAUCAGAGAGGAAAUCUUUACAUUCAUCAAACAAUCCACUCAGGAGAAAAACCACAUAAAUGUCUGGAGUGUGGAAAGAGCUUCAGUAGGAGAGAAACUCUGUAUGAACAUCAAACAAUUCACACAGGGGAAAAACCACAUAAAUGCCUGGAGUGUGGAAAGAGUUUCACUCGGAGAGGAAAUCUUUACCUGCAUCAAAAAAUCCACUGGGGACAGAAACCGUAUCAGUGCCUGGAGUGUGGAAAGAGUUUCAGUCAGAAAGGACAACUUUCCCAGCAUCAAACAAUCCAUUCAGGGGAAAAACCAAAUAAAUGCCUGGAGUGUGGAAAGAGUUUCAGUCAGAAAGGACAACUUUCCCAGCAUCAAACAAUCCAUUCAGGAGAAAAACUACAUAAAUGUCUUGAUUGUGGAAAGAGCUUCAGUAGAAGAGGAAGUCUUUACCUGCAUCAAAGAAUCCACACAGGAGAAAAACCACAUAAAUGCCUUGAGUGUGGAAAGAGCUUCAAUCAGAGAGGAAAUCUUUAUAUUCAUCAAACAAUCCACUCAGGAGAGAAACCGUAUCAGUGCCUGGAGUGUGGAGAGAGUUUCAGUCAGAGAGGAAAAUUUUCCCAGCAUCAAACAAUCCAUUCAGGAGAAAAACUACAUAAAUGUCUUGAUUGUGGAAAGAGCUUCAGUAGAAGAGGAACUCUUUAUAGACAUCAAAGGAUCCACACAGGAGAGAAACCACAUAAAUGCCUGGAGUGUGGAAAGAGCUUCAGUAGGAGAGGAAGUCUGCAGAUACAUCAAAGGAUCCAUACAGGAGAGAAACCACAUACAUGCCUGGAGUGUGGAAAGAGCUUCAGUAGGAGAGGAAGUCUGCAGAUACAUCAAAGAAUCCACACAGGAGAAAAACCACAUAAAUGUCUGGAGUGUGGAAAGAGUUUCAGUCAGAAAGGACAACUUUCCCAGCAUCAAAGGAUCCACUCAGGAGAAAAACCUCAUAAAUGCCUGGAGUGUGGAAAGAGCUUCAGUCAGAGGGGCAACCUUUAUAAACAUCAAAGGAUCCACUCAGGAGAAAAACCACAUUAAUGCCUGGAGUGUGGAAAGAGCUAUAUUGAGCAUAGUAGCCUCAAUCGACACCAAAGAAUUCACGUGGGAGAAAAAUCAUAAACAUACCUGAGUGUGAGAAAACCUUCAGUCACGGUGUAUCUUGGGAAUUGAAUUGUAUAUUUAAUUUGGCUAAGUGUGUAUAGACACCCUAGGAAUUUACCUAGUGCAUAUUCAUCAUCAUUAUAAUAAUUCCAAUAAGAGGAAUUAUUGCUCUUUACUCCAAAUGAUUAAAGAAGACAAUAAGGAUAAAUAAUAACUGCCAAAUAAAGGACUUUUUCAAUUGUACAUGCUAGAUGUUUCAACUGGUUUAAAUUGUACCUUUUCACAACAGACAUGCCAUUUCCCAUGUGAAUGUUCUUUUAAUGCAAGGCUCAUUUCAGUGAUUAUGCUUAAUAUUAUGGGUUGUUACUGUCCAUGUCUCUGAUAUAACCAUAAUUGAGCAGGAUGAUUUCUUCCAAGGUGGAUUUCAUUUAAAUCACGUUGAUUUAAAUCAUGUCAAUUUAAAUCAUUAUAUAAAUCGCUAUUAAAAAGAUUUAAAUCAACUUUUUAAAUCAUAAUUUUUAAAAAGCAACUGUCAUGUCUGUCCCGCAGCAGCUCCUCCUCUGAGCCGCUGUUGACUCGCCGACAGUCCCAUUCAUUUUAAUAGGGCGGCUGGUGAUGCAUCAGUGACACAACCAGGUGAGGGACGUGGCUGGCAGCAGGUGAGUGGAUGCCCUCUCACAGGCCCUGCCAUGAUGGAUCUGAAAUGACAGGUGCUCUUUAAUGUUAUAUUUAUAAGCUGCUUAGGAGGUUUCACUUCCAUUUUUACUGCUUGCCCUUCCCCCUCACACUUAGAGGCUGAGGGUACAGGUGCAUUUCUCUUCCAACAAUCAUACAGUUUGUAGUCUACAUACAGUGUAUUUGAAGAAAAAUGGGGAAAAGGAAUAUUCCUGCCCUUUGCUUUAUGAGUUAUCUCAUGGUUACUGUGAAACUCUGUGGAUGUAUCAAUGCAGUGCAUGUUAUUUCAGCUUGCGGUGCUUGGAUUCAUUGAAUGAGUUUAGCAGAAAUGUAAAUAUUGCAGAAUAUACAGCUUCAUGCUACAUAACUAAGCUCCAUUUCAACCUGAAUAGACUAAAUUAUUAAUGUAUCUUAAAUGGAAAAUUAUCUUUAUGAUUCUUGAUGAACGUAUCUUUUCUUUUAUGUACACUGAGAGUAUAUGCACCAAGACAAAUUCCUUGUGUGUCCAAUCACACUUGGCCAAUAAAAAACUCCUAUUCUAUGCUAUGCUAUGCUAUGCUAUGCUAUGCUAUGCUAUGCUAUGCUAUUCUAUUUGAAUAGCAUAGCAUAGCAUAGCAUAGCAUAGCAUAGCAUAGUAUAGCAUAGAAAUCCCAAUGGGAUUUUUAUCCCAAAAGUAUUUUAUUAAAAUAAAUUUGAUAAAAAAUAACAAAAAAAUCCCAUUUAAAUCAAAAUUAUGAUUUAUUUAUUUUUUUUAAUCAAUUUUUAUCCACCCUUAUUUCUUCCAUGCAAUCAACUCUUAUUUUGUACUUUUUCUAUUGUAUGGAGUAUAAAAUGAAACCCGAUUCUGUGUCCUAGAUUCCCUCUUUUCAUUAAGGGAAAUCUCUUUGCUACAAUAAUCUAAUAAAUUGCCUUUAAAUAUU